AUGACUGCUAAGUGUCUGAGUGUCCCACCGACGACAUCAAUCGCUCUACAAAUCUCUGUGUCUAAGGACCUAUUCGCUGGCAAGCUGUCAGAUCCUGAUGAGCGUCUGUGGUGCUAUAAUAAAGAUUUGAGCAGUAAAGAGCUGAGUGACAGCAGGAGCCCAGUGCCUUUCCCUGUCUUCUUGCCAGUCAACUACGAUGUGCGAGAUGCUGACUACCUCUUCCUAAAGGAGGCUGGCCAGGACUUUAUGAGGAACUCCAGCAUGCAGAGUCACACGCAGCCCUUUGUUAUCUUAAGAGCCAGCCGCCAGCCAGCUGUCAACGCCAGCUACGGCACCAUGUCCACAGAGCAGCUUGUGCCUCUAGAUCUGGUCCAGUCUGUGCAGCUCUUCAACGCGCCGGAGGUCUUCAAUUUUAACUGGAAAAUCCAGGCCUUUGUGCUGACAACUCGGGUUUUCUCCUCCAAGCCCAAAGUGCGGGUGCUCUUCUAUGUUGCAGGGAGGGAUUGGGGCAGGGGGGAAGGAGCUGUGGAUGAGCUACCAUGUGUGACAGUGUAUGCUUUCUGGCAGACCCAGGAGGUGAGGGGUUCCUGUGCCAUGGGAGGCGAGAGGGGAACCUGCAUAGCUGAGCUGGUUCCUGCGCCUGGCUGGUUUGCCCCAGGGUCAGAGGGCACCAGCAGGGAGAGGCAGGACCCGUCCGCUGGGAACCCUGUGGAGCUGUACUACCAGGCUCAGCCUAAAGUCAAUGGGAAGUGUAACUCUGUGGAUGGAAGUCGUUGGAGUGGCUCACAGCAGCAGGCUGAGUAUGUUCCUCUCACUCCCAUGCAGAGGAUUGGCAGUGUGCGUCUUCUGCAGGUGCCUAAAGGAAUGGCGACACUUUCUCGACUCAAGCUUGGCAAUGCCAUUGUCAUACGGACAUCCUCCAAACCGCUGAAGAAGACUGAUAUCGCCACGUUCUACGUGCUCAUGGCCAGCUCUGCUCAGCUGACCAACUUCACUCUCAGAGCGACAGUUAAGAAGGGUGUGACCUUUCGAACAGCGACACCCAGUAACUCUCUACUGUGGGACAUCACUCUGGAUAUGGGUGCAGAUGGAGCCAUCGCUGUUAUUUGUCAGAGGAAGGCUCCCAUACCUGGAAAAAGGCAAGCUCUGCUGGAAGUGCUUCAGAUGGAUUUUGAGGUUGAGGAGCUGAGCAGUCCCCUCGAUAGUCAGGUGAUCAUAUGGAAGCUGGAGCUGCCGACAGCAUCCAGAAAUGUGGCCAAGACUGAAGGAGCCAUGAGGAUCUAUACCACACAGAGAGACUUUGUUGGCCUGGCUCCUCUUGUAAUGGACACAGAGAUCCUGAACACAGCCGUACUGACUGGAAAGAAGGUGGUGAUGCCUCUGAGGAUAGUAGCUGUGGAGGAAGAUGGAGUAGUCACCGAUGUAUCUGACUACACAGACUGUAGCUCCACUGAUGAAGAUGUUCUCAAGGUGUCAGACAGGUGCGACUAUGUUUUUGUGAACGGCAAAGAGACAAAGGGCAAAGUGAAGAUGAUGGUGAACUUCACCUACAGCUACCUGAGUGCUCAGCUGGAACUGAACGUGUGGAUGCCCCAACUCCCCCUCCUCAUUGAGGUAUCGGACACAGAGCUGAGCCAGAUCAAAAGCUGGAGGGUCCCAAUACUAACCUCAAAAAGACCCGGCUGGAACAGUGAAGAGGAUGACAGGAAGGGGAAGGGCUGCAUGCUGCAGUUUCAGCAUGCCCUGGUGCGGGUGCUAACUCACUUCGUGGCAGAGCAGGCGGACCCUCGCGAUCCUAAGGCCUAUUUCCUGGGCUCUGAUUGGCAGGUGGAUGUCACAAGGCUGGUUCGAUACUUCAUGAAGGUGGAAGACCCUCGAGUGGCAAGGCUGCAGGCAGGAAGAGUGCUGUCUGGACGGGACCUUGGGACCACCACCAUCCAGGUGUUUUCUCCACUGUCUGAUGCAAUCUUGGCUAAGACAACUAUCAAAGUUGUGGAUGACAAAGUGACCAUCACAGAGUUAGGCGUCCAGCUGGUUGCAGGCCUCUCCAUGACUUUACAGCUGAGUCCAGGGAGCAACAGAGCCAUCUUGGCUACCACAACCACACAAGAGGUUCUACAGAGCCCCAAACAGGAAGCUUUGGUCAGUGCCUGGGUGCAGUUCAGUGAUGGCAGCCAGACGCCCCUUGAUAUCUAUGAUCCUGCUUACUAUAGAGUGACGGUGACAUCUCUAGAUCAGGGGGUGGUGUCGGUGCAGGGCACGCCUCCAGCUGUGGUGGCAGAGGGAGAGGGCGAGGGAGUUCUGGUCAGAGUCGAGAUGUCUAUAUGUGAGGCCUGCCAGAAGUCCAAACGAAAAAGCACUGUAGCUGUGGGCAACGGCAGCCUCAAGAUCAAGUUUCAGGUGAGUAGCCGACGGCCAGACGGCAAUACCAGCAGCCUCAACAGUAGCACUGUUAGCAGCAAGGACAACGGCAGUGACUAUGGGAACGACGGGGAAGAGGUGGACAGUGAGAGGAACAGGGCAUACGGCUCAGACAACAUGAUAGUGGAGGAUAUGAGCAGUGUUAGCUUUACUAGCACUGUGAAAGCCCCUGGGAACCUGGUAAACUACAACAACUUCCCCACCAAGGUGGAGGAACCUGGGCAGGACACAGCAGAGAUAGAAAUCGGUGGAGAAGAGAUGAUGGCCAACAGGCCUCUCACAGACUUGGAGAUCGGCAUGUACGCUCUCUUGGGAGUCUUUUGCCUCGCCAUCCUGGUGUUUCUCGUAAACUGUAUCUCAUAUGUUGUGAAGUUCAGGCACAAGAAGCCUCCAUCUCACGGCCAGGAGCCCACAGGGCACAGGCAUGACUGGGUAUGGCUUGGCACAGAUGCUGAGCUGGUGAUGAGCGUGCCGGGCAGCCCUGUCCAGCAAGACUCCCAGACUACAACCACCGUGAUAGACAUUGGGCCUGAUAAGAGCGCCUCUCUGUCCAGGAGGCCCAGUUGUUUGGCGUCUGUGACAGACUCUCCCCUCAGCUGCGUGGGCUCCCUCAGGAGCAAACCUAUGCACACUGAGUCCCUCCACUCACCCACCAGCAAGAGAAAGAGAGUGCAGUUCACCACCUUCUCCACACUGGAACGCCAGCAUUCACCACAUCUCCCGCCCAGGGAGAAUGGCCAUGGCAUCCACUGGGUUGGGAAGGAGGACAGUUGUGAGGAGGAACCCCAAGUGCCCAUCACAGAACCUGGGGACCACUUAUAA
Messenger RNA from Seriola dumerili (greater amberjack), 3243 nucleotides. RefSeq names its product transmembrane protein 132D-like. The transcript has 10 exons. NCBI's taxonomy places the organism in Eukaryota, Metazoa, Chordata, Actinopteri, Carangiformes, Carangidae. Bases 1 to 3243 code for a protein of 1080 amino acids. The record is from RefSeq and is a predicted model, not a curated record.